AUGCUCUCGCAGAACACCAUCGCCCUCCUCGGCCUCGCGUCGACGGCCGCCGCGGCGCUCAACCCGCGCGGCGUCAGGAGCCUGCGGGACCUGCGCGCGGAACCGUACGUGGUCGAGGUGCGGCAGGCGGAGGACAGCCCGCUGUCGCUGCUGGCGGGGCAGGGCGAGUGCGUGAGCUCGUACUUCUCGCUGGCGACGAGCGUGCCGCAGCCGCCCGACGACCUGCUCUCGUUCCUGGAGGCGGAGGCGUACACGAUCGAGCCGACCGACACGGCGGCGCUGUGCGCGCUGACCAGCGCGCUGCCGGCGUCGCUGAGCUCCGCCGUCAGCUCCUACGAGCGGGCCGGCAGCAGCUGGCUCAGCCAGCACAGCAGCGAGGUCUUCGACCUCGCCAGCCGCUGCGCCGACGACCAGGCCGCCUCCUCCAUCAGCGACGCCUUCGACCUCGCCCUCCAGACCCUCGACCCCUGCGGCAGCAGCACCCCCGCCACGCCCACCGGUGCCGCCGAGAACAACAACAACGACGCCGCCCCGGCUAACUCCGUCUCCACCGGCGGCGUCGCCCACCCCACUGGUGUCAUCGCCGGCGCCAUGGCUGCUGCCGGCCUCCUCGGCGCCGCCAUCAUGCUUGGCUACGACCUCAUAAAGCUCAUCUGA
Molecule: messenger RNA, 657 nt
Organism: Durotheca rogersii
Lineage: Eukaryota; Fungi; Ascomycota; Sordariomycetes; Xylariales; Xylariaceae
Exons: 2
Coding region: 1-657 (218 amino acids)
Source: RefSeq, a predicted model, not a curated record